CAGGGGGCAGGCGCGCCGGUCGCUUCCCCGUCCUCGGCGUCGCCCGGCUCAGUCGCGGGCGAGCGGCGCGGGCGGCCGGAGCGCCAGGCAGGCCAUGGCCACCACCAGCACCACGGGCUCCACCCUGCUGCAGCCCCUCAGCAACGCCGUGCAGCUGCCCAUCGACCAGGUCAACUUUGUAGUGUGCCAAGUCUUUGCCUUGCUAGCAGCCAUUUGGUUUCGAACUUACCUACAUUCAAGCAAAACUAGCUCUUUUAUAAGACAUGUCGUUGCUACCCUUUUGGGCCUUUAUCUUGCACUUUUUUGCUUUGGAUGGUAUGCCUUACAUUUUCUUGUACAAAGUGGAAUUUCCUACUGUAUCAUGAUCAUAAUAGGAGUGGAGAACAUGCACAAAUAUUGUUUUGUGUUUGCUUUGGGUUACCUCACAGUAUGCCAAAUUACUAGAGUCUAUAUCUUUGAUUAUGGACAAUAUUCUGCGGAUUUUUCAGGCCCAAUGAUGAUAAUUACCCAGAAGAUCACUAGUUUGGCUUGUGAAAUUCAUGAUGGGAUGUUUCGAAAGGAUGAAGAACUGACUCCGUCACAGAGAGGCUUAGCGGUAAGACGCAUGCCGAGCCUUCUGGAGUAUUUAAGUUACAACUGUAACUUCAUGGGAAUCCUGGCAGGCCCACUCUGCUCUUACAAAGACUACAUCACUUUCAUCGAAGGCAGAUCGUACCAUGUGACACAAUCAGGUGAACACGGAAAAGAAGAGAUACAGUAUGAAAAGACAGAGCCAUCUCCAAAUGUGGCAGUUAUUCAGAAGCUCUUAGUCUGUGGACUUUCCUUGUUAUUUCACUUGACCGUCUCUAAGACAUUACCUGUGGAGUAUAACAUUGAUGAGCAUUUUCAAGCUACAGCUUCAUGGCCGACCAAGGUUAUCUAUCUAUACGUCUCUCUUUUGGCUGCCAGACCGAAAUACUAUUUUGCAUGGACGUUAGCUGACGCUAUCAAUAAUGCGGCAGGCUUUGGAUUCAGAGGAUAUGACAAAAAUGGAGCAGCUCGUUGGGACUUAAUUUCCAAUCUGAGAAUUCAGCAAAUAGAGAUGUCAACAAGUUUCAAGAUGUUUCUUGAUAAUUGGAAUAUUCAGACAGCUCUUUGGCUCAAAAGGGUGUGUUAUGAGCGCGCCUCCUCGAGUCCAACCAUCCAGACGUUCAUCCUCUCUGCCAUUUGGCAUGGGGUGUACCCGGGCUACUACCUGACUUUUCUCACGGGAGUGGUGAUGACGCUGGCAGCGCGAGCUGUGAGAAAUAACUUUAGGCAUCAUUUCAUCGAACCUCCCCAACUUAAAUUAUUGUAUGAUGUCAUAACAUGGAUAGCAACUCAGAUAGCAAUAAGUUACACAGUUGUGCCAUUCGUUCUUCUUUCUAUAAAACCAUCAUUUAUGUUUUACAGCUCCUGGUAUUACAGCCUUCACUGUGCUGGUAUCUUAGUAUUAUUGUUGUUACCGGUGAAAAAAACUCAAAGAGGAAAGAAUACACAUGAAAACGUUCAGCUGUCACGAUCCAAAAAGUUUGAUGAAAGAGGAAAUUCUUUGGGACAGAAUAGUUUUUCCACAACAAACAAUGUUUGCAAUCAGAAUCAAGAAAGAGCCUCUAGACAUCCAUCAUUAAAGCAAUGAUGGGGAAAGCACUCUGAUGGCUACUUUUUGUCUGUUAACAGAAACCAAUCUUAGCACCUUUCAAGGGGUUUGUGUCUGUUGGGAAAGAGAUCACAUGGGGGGAAAUCGGACAGUUUUAGAUAGGGAAUGCCCUGUAUACCAGCUUGAAAAUGGAGUGAAAGACCCCUCCCAUGCCAUGUCCCUGUGGGCCAUGCCUUAUCAAAAAUGUUUCCAUUAUUUCAAUGGGCACUCAGGACCUCAGCAUAUGUCCGUAGGGUCAUAAGUGUGCCCUGCUGCUGAAUGUAUGUUGUGUAUCCCAAGGCACUGAAGAGAUGGAAAAAUAAUUGUGUCAAUCUAGAUGAUUGAGAAAAAUUAACUUUUCCAAAUGAAUGUCUUGCCUUAAACUGUCUAUUUCCUAAAAUAUUGUUUCCUAAAUGGUAUUUUCAAGUGUAGUAUUGUGAGAACACUAUUUCAAUAUUAGAUGUUGUAUGCUGCACAGGAAUUCCGGAGGAAUUUGAACAGGAUAUUUAAGACUGUGGAUACUUUAAAAUGCAAUAAACAUCUCAGUAUUUGAAGGGUUUUCUUAAAGUAUCUCAAAUGACUACAGUAUGUUGUGAAACUGUAAAGUGAUGGAUGCCAGUUUCCUGGAGAGUUUAAUUACCCUGUGUCAGGCAGAGAGCCCUUCAAGGAGGGAUUUCUUAAACAUAAUUAAAGGUUGGUAAUGUGAUAUUUUAAGCUAUUUUUCUUAAAAAACAAAAAAAAAAACAAAAAAAAAAAAACCAAGGGAGAGAGAGAGAAGAUGACAAAGGAAAGAAGGAAGACGUGAAUGAAGAAAGCACUGCGGGGGCCGGAGCCUGAGCCAGUGGCAGCUGGGACCAGCGCACACAGGUGUGCAGGGCAGGUGACCGAUGCUCUGCAGACGUGUGCUCUUCAUCCCUAUUUAUCUGAGUUCUUUGUGAUUCUGUAAGACAUAAAAGUUUAAUAACUUUUUAUUACGUUGACUUUUAAAAGAAAUGUAUCAAGCAUAAAUUAUAUAGAAUGAUAAAAGGAUUGUGAAAAUAAUAGUGGGAGAUUGCUUGAAGGUUUUGAAAGAGAAAAAUCACUGAGUGAAAUUACUCUCUAGCUAAUCACUUUUUAUCCUUGACAGUUUAAUUCGUAUUUGGGAAAGUUUUAGGAAAAUGAAAACUUAAAGUCAUUGGGUCUGAACCACCUCUGUAGAGAAUAAUAUAAAUUAGUUUCCAAACUCUUAACUUCUCACAUAAAAGGUUUGCCACUAACUCUUGUUAAUGAGUUUCAGAUUAUUUAAGUAGAAAAAUGUGCUUUUAUCUUAUGGGCUGGUUUUACCAUAAUUAAUUUCACCUGAAUUGCUGGGUGUCUCCUUUAACCCCACAGUCUUGUGAUGCUGCAGUAGCUGAAAGCAGAGGAGUGGGGUGUGAUGCCAGUCUGGCAUCAGGGCCACGGCCGGAGAUGAUGAAUCACGGGCGGAAAGGGAGAAGGAUGGGCAGGGCCUUCUGAGUUCACUUUUCUGUGACCCAUCUUUUGUGGAAUUUAUUUUCUUUUUUGCCUUAAAUUUUUAAAUGAAAUGCAAAUUGUCUAUCUAU
This is a messenger RNA of Lagenorhynchus albirostris (white-beaked dolphin), 3237 nucleotides long. It is a transcript of the gene MBOAT2, whose product is annotated as membrane bound O-acyltransferase domain containing 2. NCBI's taxonomy places the organism in Eukaryota, Metazoa, Chordata, Mammalia, Artiodactyla, Delphinidae. The record is from RefSeq and is a predicted model, not a curated record. The transcript is spliced from 13 exons. Gene Ontology annotation, biological process: lipid modification. Gene Ontology annotation, molecular function: acyltransferase activity. Gene Ontology annotation, cellular component: membrane. The coding region runs from base 95 to 1657 and encodes 520 amino acids.